Tetrahymena thermophila SB210 is the source of this 1611-nucleotide messenger RNA. RefSeq names its product peptidase family C54 containing protein. The record is from RefSeq and is a predicted model, not a curated record. The transcript is spliced from 2 exons. NCBI's taxonomy places the organism in Eukaryota, Ciliophora, Oligohymenophorea, Hymenostomatida, Tetrahymenidae.
UUAAUUUAAUUCAAUCUUUCUAAUUAUUUUCUGAAACGGAGAGAGAGAGUAUUAAAUAUUUAGAAUGUUAAAUUAUAAAUUAAAUAAUUUUAUUUAAUUGCAAAUAAAUUAAACUCAAAAAUAAUAAAAAUUUACUUACUAUUUAUUUCUUCUUCUCAAAAAUUAAAAAUGAAUUUUAGCUAGUUUGCAGGAUUUUAUAAAGAAAGUUUGAUUUAAAUGAUUUAUGAAAAUUGUUAAUAGAAAAAUUAACUAUACAACACUAUAGCUAAAUUAUCCGAGGCUAUUUAUAAAAAAUGCUAAAAAAAUGCUUCUGAUAGCUAAAUUGAAGACUUACUAGGUUAGCUCAAAGUUAUGGUGUAAUAUGCAAAUCAAGAUAUAUCGGCUCAUAUUGACCUUGCUUUGCAACAAGUUUCCAUAGCUAAAAGAGUACAAUUGAGAAUACAUCCAUAAAUAAAAGAUAAAAAUUCCUCAAUUGAGGAAGAAGAUUAAGACUCAAAACCUUAAAAUUAACAAUAAAGAUCUAAAACAGUAGAGAAUGAGUAUGAGGGCGAAGAUUUGUAAAAAGAAAAAAAUUCUGUUGUAAAAUUUUAAGAGUAAGUUUAAGAAGAAAAAGAAUCAACUUAAGAUGAAGACGAAUCAUACUCAAAUGAUAAUUAAUAGGAAAAACUUGAAAGUUUCAAAAAAAUGCAAAAAAUAUUUGAUACUGUAGAGUCUUAGAAUGGAUUAAAAAUACCUCUACAUUUUAGAGAUAAAUUGUUCUACUUGUAGUACUAAACAAAAGGUGUUUCGUUUUGUAAGAUGCUAAACAAAGAAGACAUCAAGUUUAUUUAUGAAUUAGUUUAAAUUUACGAAACACAAAAAAAAGUAUCUCUAAUUUUCGGAGUUGAUAACAGACUAAUAAGCAAAAUUGUCUUACAAUAUAAAAGAGAAUCAGGAAUUGAGAUUAAAAAAAUCCAUAGAAAUUACCCAGGCAAUAAGUAAAAAAAGUGUAAAACAACUUCAGCCAAUCAGCACUUCUCAAUUAAUAACGAUGAUGAUGAAGAAUUAGAUGAUGAUGAUGAUUCAAGUGAUUCUUAAGAGCAAGUUAAUAAAGAAAAGGUAUUUAAUCCUUUUGAUAAGGAUACUUCAAAAGAUAACACAACAAUUAGAAAAGUAAGAUUUUAGGAUUUAUAGUAAUCUAAAUAAGACAUUUCAUCUAAGCCUGUUAACAAACCUACUGUAAAGCAAGAAUAAGAAAAAGAAAAAUUUAAAUCCCAAAAGAAUUAGUAAACUGAAAAUAACUCUAAUGAUUCAACUCAGAAACCUUCCAAAUUAAUUACAGUAAAGUUAGAGGAUAACCAGAAUGAACAUACUUCAAGUGAAGAAUAAGAAAAGUAAGCCAAGAAGUAACUCAUAAAGUAGCCUCAUAAGAUUACCAAUAAUAAAGAUAAGCAGAAAGUAGUUCAAGAAAAAGAUAUUUAAUCAGCUUCAAAAACUCAUUUACCACAUAAAAGUGUCAAAGAGGGAGAUAAGUAGGAAUAUCAGAAGACCAUUUCAAAUCAAGGAUAAAAGAGAUUAGUCCAAGUAAGCUAGCAACAAUAAAAAAAAUAAAACUUACUGUAGAAGAAGUGA